AUGGUUUGGAUGCACACCAGUGAUUUGGCCAGUGCCAUAAAGCCUCCAAUAAAAAUAGAAAAAAAGCAUGCGCCAACCAGUGAUUUGGCCAGUGCCAUAAAGCCUCCAAUAAAAGUAGAAAAUAUAGACAAAAUAGAAAAAGUAGGAAAAAUAGAUCAAAAUUUCUCUUUUUCGCAACAUGCAAAGGAUGAAAAGCUAUUUGUCUUCAAAUCAGGUGUACCUAAUGUACCUAAUGUUAGAGCUAGACAUGUAGAAUCAAAGCCCAUUGCAACUAAAUCAUAUCAAAUACAUGAUGUUGAAGUUGAUAAGAAACGCGCAAAGAAACCUAGGACCCAAGACUGGCAAGAUUUGGACGCCGAUGAUGCUCAUGAUCCUUUGAUGGUGUCAGAAUACGCUGUAGACAUUUUCCAAUAUUUAAAAGAAUUGGAGUCCGAAACAGCGCCUAGACCUGACUACAUGGAUCAGCAAAGCGAGCUAAGCUGGAAAAUGCGAGAAAUCCUCGUCGAUUGGCUGAUCGAAGUACACAACAAAUUUCGCUUACUUCCUGAAACCUUAUUCUUGGCCAUAAACAUAAUCGAUCGAUUUCUUUCUGUUCGGGUUGUUUCCCUGGUUAAACUCCAACUAGUUGGAAUCACUGGACUGUUCGUUGCGGCAAAAUACGAAGAAGUUAUAGCACCGUCAAUUAAGAAUUUCAUUUACAUGGUUGAUAACGGGUAUACAGACGACGAAAUUCUUAAAGCAGAACGUUAUAUUCUUCAAACCAUUGACUUCAAGAUGAACUAUCCAAAUCCCAUGAACUUUCUUCGACGAGCUUCCAAAGCUGACAACUUCGACGUUCAAUCCCGCACAGUUGCCAAAUAUCUUAUGGAAAUAUCUCUUGUCGAUCAUAAUUUUUUACCCUAUCCUCCCUCCAUGAUUUCUGCUGCUGCUUUAUGUCUUUCUCGGAAAAUGCUCCAUCGCUCUGAAUGG
Molecule: messenger RNA, 969 nt
Organism: Racocetra persica
Lineage: Eukaryota; Fungi; Glomeromycota; Glomeromycetes; Diversisporales; Gigasporaceae
Source: the annotation of a GenBank genome assembly